Messenger RNA from Gaeumannomyces tritici R3-111a-1, 417 nucleotides. RefSeq lists its product as hypothetical. Lineage: Eukaryota; Fungi; Ascomycota; Sordariomycetes; Magnaporthales; Magnaporthaceae. The record is from RefSeq and is a predicted model, not a curated record. Bases 1 to 417 code for a protein of 138 amino acids. The transcript has a single exon.
AUGCUCAGGAAUUUGAUUACCUCCAUCACCAUUUUGGGGGAAAUGCACGGCAACGUCCCCUUCGCAACCAACGCCGCCCCGCCCUCCCACGACUUUGGUCAAUUUUAUGCGAUGUAUGCCACGGACAAGGAGUCGGCCGCCGGCGUCAGGAUGGGGGACGAGUGCAACUUGGCCGGAGGCCCUGCUUCUAGCACCCCCCAUUCCGGCCAUGUUCAGGCGCCCGGCUUCUGGCAUCCCCUCCUUUCCCCCGACGUCCAGGCAACCGCUUCCCGGCUUCCGCACUACGGGUGUCGUACAGGUGUCGUUAAUUAUAAAGAGCAUUCCGGCGCCUUUUUUGCCCUGUUUUCCUUAAAGUUUUGGGACCGCCUUGUGGUAAUAAUAAUGGGAGAACCUGGCGCCGACGUGGAAGAUGAGUAA